AUGGCGAACCAAACUCCCGCCGUUGUCAUGGACAACGGCACGGGCUUCUCCAAGCUAGGUUUUGCCGGAAAUGAUUCCCCUUCGUUCGUCUUCCCUACCGCCAUUGCGACCAAGGCCGGAGCUGGUGGGGGCAGCGGAGGAUCAGGAUCGGGUCGUCCUUCCGUUGCCAACAAACCCUCGUUCCUCACCGGAGGAGCUGGUCCCAGCGGGCACCUGAGUGCAAAGCGCGGAACCGAGGACUUGGACUUCUACAUUGGCGAUGAGGCCAUUAGCGCCGCGGCCGGGCCCGGAUAUGGCCUCCACUAUCCCAUCCGCCACGGUCAGAUUGAGAACUGGGAUCACAUGGAACGGUUUUGGUCAAACUCCAUCUUCAAGUAUCUGCGAGUCGAGCCUGAAGAUCACUACUUCCUUCUCACUGAGCCUCCGCUGAACCCCCCCGAGAACCGAGAAAACACGGCCGAGAUCUUCUUUGAGUCUUUCAACUGUGCCGGAAUGUACAUUGCCGUGCAAGCCGUUCUUGCUCUCGCUGCCUCGUGGACCUCGUCCAAGGUCUCAGAUCGAUCGCUGACCGGUACCGUCAUCGACUCUGGUGAUGGUGUCACCCACGUCAUCCCCGUGGCCGAAGGAUAUGUCAUUGGGUCUUCGAUCAAGUCGAUUCCCGUUGCCGGAAGAGACAUUACAUACUUUGUCCAAUCUCUUCUCCGAGACCGUGGCGAGCCCGAUUCGUCCCUCAAGACCGCCCAAGAGAUUAAGGAAGAGUACUGCUAUGUCUGCCCCGACAUUGUCAAGGAAUUCGCCCGAUACGACCGCGACCGCAGCCGCUUUGCCAAGCACGUGGUGACUCAACCUGGUGGCCGCCAGGUUACCGUCGAUGUCGGUUACGAGCGCUUCCUGGCACCCGAGAUCUUCUUCAACCCCGAGAUCUACACAUCGGAUUUCCUGACCCCGCUGCCCACGGUUGUGGACGGCGUCAUCCAGCAGUCGCCAAUUGACGUUCGACGAGGUCUAUACAAGAACAUUGUUCUCUCUGGUGGAAGCACCCUCUACAAGGACUUUGGAAGGCGAUUGCAGCGAGACAUCAAGCUGCUUGUGGAUGCCAGAAUCCAGGCUAGCGAGCAGCGCAGCGGUGGAGCUCGUAGCGGUGGAGUAGACGUCCAGGUUAUUACACACAAGAGACAGCGACACGGCCCCUGGUUCGGCGGCAGUCUGCUUGGUCAGACUCCCGAGUUCCGAUCUUACUGCCACACCAAGGCGGAGUACCAAGAAUACGGACCCAGCAUUGUGCGAAGAUUUGCUCUUCUUGGUGGUCCUGGUGGUUCAUAG
Messenger RNA from Trichoderma virens Gv29-8, 1323 nucleotides. RefSeq lists its product as uncharacterized. Gene Ontology annotation, cellular component: Arp2/3 protein complex; actin cortical patch. The record is from RefSeq and is a predicted model, not a curated record. Gene Ontology annotation, molecular function: actin filament binding. NCBI's taxonomy places the organism in Eukaryota, Fungi, Ascomycota, Sordariomycetes, Hypocreales, Hypocreaceae. Gene Ontology annotation, biological process: Arp2/3 complex-mediated actin nucleation. The transcript is spliced from 6 exons. The coding region runs from base 1 to 1323 and encodes 440 amino acids.